Molecule: messenger RNA, 3983 nt
Organism: Rubroshorea leprosula
Lineage: Eukaryota; Viridiplantae; Streptophyta; Magnoliopsida; Malvales; Dipterocarpaceae
Source: the annotation of a GenBank genome assembly
AGUAGAAAAACAGAAGCAGCAAGUACGGCUGGGAUAAAGCUAUGGCUGGAAUUUUCCAUUCCGAAACCCCUAUGAGCGGAGAAAUAUCCCAACGAGAAAAACCCUUCAAAGAUGGGACUUGGAAGCAGAGAAAAGACACAGGAACGACCCAAUACUACUUUCUCCUCAUCUGAUGCGAGCAACAUGAAGCACAUCGACAAAGGCAAGGCCAUUGCUCAGUACAAUGUGGAUGCUGGGCUCAUGGCUGAGUUUGAGGAGUCUGGUGUGUCUGGUAAGUCGUUUAAUUAUUCAAGGUCGGUUCUUUAUGCUCCACAGAAUGUAGCUGACGAACAAAUAACUGCCUAUCUAGCAAGAAUUCAAAGGGGUGGACUUGUUCAGCCAUUUGGUUGUAUGGUUGCUAUUGAAGAACCAAUUUUUAGGAUCAUAGGUUAUAGUGAGAAUUGCUUUGAAAUGUUGGGUUUAAAUAUGGAUGAUGAUGACCUUGAAUCUAUAGGGUCAAAGGGUUUGAUUGGAAUUGAUGCAAGGAUCCUUUUUACCCCUUCCUCUGGGGCUUCUUUAGCAAAAGCUGCGGCUUCUAGGGAGAUUUCAUUGUUAAACCCAAUUUUGGUUUAUUCUAGAAGCAAGCACAAACCAUUUUAUGCUAUACUGCAUAGGAUUGAUGUGGGAAUUGUGAUUGAUUUGGAGCCUGCUCGGUCAGGGGAUCCUGCUUUGUCACUUGCUGGUGCUGUGCAGUCACAGAAACUUGCUGUUAGGGCGAUCACCAGGCUACAGUCACUCCCUGGGGGUGAUAUUGGUGUGCUGUGUGACACGGUCGUUGAGGAUGUUCAGAAGCUUACUGGGUAUGACAGGGUUAUGGUGUACAAGUUCCAUGAUGAUGAUCAUGGUGAAGUUGUGUCAGAACUUAGGAGGUCAGAUUUGGAACCCUACUUGGGUUUGCAUUAUCCUGCUACAGAUAUUCCUCAAGCAGCUCGUUUUUUGUUCAAGCAGAACCGUGUAAGAAUGAUUUGUGAUUGUCAUGCAAAUCCAGUCAGGGUCAUUCAAAGUGAGGAUCUAAAGCAGCCUUUAUGCUUGGUAAAUUCAACUUUGAGGUCUCCCCAUGGUUGUCACAUGCAGUACAUGGCAAACAUGGGUUCUAUUGCGUCAUUGGUGAUGGCAAUCAUUAUUAAUGGGAAUGAUUCAACAAAACUUUGGGGAUUGGUAGUAUGCCAUCAUACUUCACCACGCUAUGUGCCUUUCCCUCUUCGUUAUGCUUGUGAAUUCCUCAUGCAUGCAUUUGGACUGCAGCUAUAUAUGGAGCUUCAACUGGCAUCACAACUGGCAGAGAAGAAGAUUCUCAGGACACAGACCUUACUUUGUGAUAUGCUACUCCGUGAUGCACCAUUUGGUAUUGUGACUCAGUCCCCUAAUAUAAUGGACCUUGUUAAGUGUGAUGGGGCUGCAUUAUAUUAUGGUGGAAAAUGUUGGUUGCUAGGCGUGACUCCAACUGAAUCACAGGUAAAGGAUAUUGCGGAGUGGCUUCUCAGCAAUCAUGGAGAUUCUACUGGAUUGAGUACAGAUAGUUUGGCAGAUGCUGGUUAUCCAAGUGCUGCUUUACUGGGUGAUGCAGUUUGUGGUAUGGCUAUUGCCAGAAUCACUUCAAACGAUUUCUUGUUCUGGUUCAGGUCUCACACUGCAAAGGAAAUGAAAUGGGGAGGAGCCAAGCAUCAUCCAGAAAACAAGGAUGAUGGUGGAAGAAUGCAUCCAAGGUCAUCAUUUAAAGCUUUUCUUGAAGUGGUGAAAAGUAGAAGUUUGCCUUGGGAGAUCUCAGAGAUCAACGCUAUUCACUCUUUGCAGCUUAUAAUGAGAGAUUCAUUUCAAGAUAUGGAGGACAGUGUCUCCAAGGAUUUGGUCAAUUCCCAGCAGAAUAACAUGGAGAUUCAGGGGAUGGAUGAACUCAGUUCAGUAGCUUGUGAAAUGGUCAGAUUAAUUGAAACAGCCACAGCUCCAAUAUUUGGUGUUGAUUCAGCUGGUCUCAUCAAUGGUUGGAAUGGAAAAAUUGCUGAUUUGACAGGAUUACAAGCUAAUGAAGCUAAGGGGAAGUCCCUGGUUAAAGAAGUUGCGCACAAGGACUCACAAGAGGUGGUUGAAACUCUUAUAUGCACAGCUUUGCAAGGUGAAGAGGACAAAAAUGUUGAGUUAAAACUCAGAAAUUUUGGGGCUCAUCAGCAGAACUCAGUUGUGUAUAUUGUAGUAAAUGCCUGCACAAGUAGGGAUUACACAAAUAAUGUUGUUGGGGUGUGUUUUGUGGGUCAAGACAUCACAUCUGAGAAAGUUAUGAUGGAUAAGUUCAUUCGUGUGCAAGGGGAUUACAGGGCUAUCAUACAAAGUCUAAGUCCCCUAAUUCCCCCAAUAUUUGCUUCUGAUGAGAAUGCCUGUUGUUCUGAGUGGAAUGCAGCCAUGGAAAAACUGAGUGGUUGGUUAAGAAAUGAGGUACUAGGUAAAAUGCUUCCUGGAGAAAUUUUUGGAGGUCUAUGUCAGCUGAAAGGCCAAGACACAAUGACUAGAUUUAUGAUUCUGUUGUAUCAAGGAAUUAGUGGUCAGGAUACUGAGAAGUUCCCAUUUAGCUUUAUGGAUAGGAACGGCAAAGUUGUGGAGUGUUUCUUGACCGUGAAUAAAAGGAUGGAUGGAGAAGGGCACAUAAUAGGCUGUUUCUGCUUCUUGCAUAUUAUUGUGCCUGACUCACAGCAGGCUCUUGAAGAACACGGGCGAGAGAAUGAAGACUACUUUUCACUCAAGCAGUUGGAUUAUAUAAGACAAGAGAUGAAAAAUCCUCUGAAUGGUAUUAGAUUUACCCAUAAGCUCCUAGAGACCACAGCUAUUUCUGAAAAUCAGAAACAAUUUCUUGAGACUAGUGAUGCAUGUGAAAAGCAAAUUAUGACAAUCAUUGAUGAUAUGGAUUUAGGAAGAAUUGAGGAAGGCAACAUGGAGCUGAAAAUGGAAGAAUUUCUUUUGGGAAAUGUACUGGAUGCCGUUGUUAGUCAAGUCAUGAUCUUGCUAAGGGAAAUGAACUUGAAGCUUUUUCACGAGAUUCCAGAGGAAAUGAAAACAUUAUCUCUGUAUGGUGACCAAAUGAAACUCCAGCUGGUGUUGUCAGAUCUCUUGUUUAAUGUGGUACAUCAUGCCCCCAGAGAUAGCUGGGUGGAAAUCAAGAUUUUACCUGGUCUUAAGCUAAUACAAGAUGGAAACGAAUUUAUCCGGUUACAGUUCAGGUAUCAUAUCUAUAACUUGCUGCAGUUCUAUGAUAAUGGAAUUUUGUUGUUGAUGUUCAAAGAAAAUGCAGCAAACUCAAGUAAAGGUGUUAUUCUUACCGGGUUAAGCAGUUUUUUGCCUCUUUAAAGCAAUUGUUUUUCCUGACGCUAUUUAUGAUUUAUAUCAGCAUCUCCAUCAGAUAUUUGUUUACCAGGAAUAAAUAGGUGAGAUUGUUUAUGCUACAUGCAGACCAAUAUUUUUCACUUUUAUGCUUCUAGAAUGACACACCCUGGUAAAGGUCUUCCUCCUACUCUUAUCCAAGAUAUGUUCAAUGGUGGAAGUCAAUGGACCACGCAGGAAGGCCUUGGACUAAACCUGUCAAGGAAGCUUCUCAAUAAGAUGAAUGGUCAAGUCCACUAUGUCAGGGAACAUAAUAGGUGCUACUUCCUCAUUGAUCUUGACAGUAGAACAAGAAAAGGAAGACAAAGAGGGGUACAGGUAGAUUUGACCGGAAUGACCUAGUAUCUUCUUAAGAACCUUUCAUCUUACACGUAUUUUCAUGUCAAGUAGAUGUCAAGCAGAUGGGAGUAGUUGGGUAAAGCAUAAAUUUGGCUUCUAAUUCGACAUCUCUUGUCAUCUGUUUAUCUUGUGGAGACCAGUCAGCAUGCCAUAGCAUAGCCUUUUGUUUGAUGUUUAUGUACAAUUCAGCAUAAAUUCACUCUUGUUAAUAUUCACCCGAGAAUUAUUUUCCUCUU